Sus scrofa (pig) is the source of this 683-nucleotide messenger RNA. NCBI's taxonomy places the organism in Eukaryota, Metazoa, Chordata, Mammalia, Artiodactyla, Suidae. The record is from RefSeq and is a predicted model, not a curated record.
AUGAACCGCAGUAUCAUCUCCCCAUGUGACAGCCUCACUGUGGUCGGAGUUUCUAGAUACCGCCUCACACUCAGGAGGGAGGAGGGCGGACCCCAGCAGCCUGAUGACAGCCACCUCCUAACUCAGGGCUCCUCUGCUCUGCUGUGUCCCCCACACGUGCAGGUUGACAGCACCCUGGUCACCUGGCCCUGCGGGAACCAGGCAGCUGCUGUCAAGUCCAGACACUUCCCUGGCUGCUGCUUUGGCUGGAAUGCGUUAUGCCUGCGCACGACGAGGGUUCACACACCUUUUCCCAGCAUCGCUCUGCUCUCCGCGCUCCCCGCGCUCCAACCAACGGUUCAGAACGCGCUGCUGCUUGAUCCGUUACCCCCGUGCCUCUGGGGAGGUGGGUCUGACGCCGGUUUUCCUGUCUCCUGGCUUGGAUGCUUUGGGAGGGACCCCUGUGUUGACUGCGAACCUCGGCGUCUCAGCCUUUUGCUUUCCUGCGCGUCGUCGGGCAAACCAGCCUGGUUCGGGACCCCCCAGGCUGGGGCUGCUGGGCACACGCCCCUCAUGAACUUCAGCAAAAUGACGGCAAGCUCUCAGAAGUGGAAGAGGUUCAAGAAACAUACAUACAAACCGAUUGCCGGCCCUUGACAGGCUUCAUGUCUUAGGAUUCUGGAGACUAUAAUGGCUACAUGAUC